UACUGUCUGUUACAUUUACAAUGUCGCUCUCUCUGCUGCUGCUGCUGCUGCUUGCAUGCAGCUCCCAUGCGUCUCAUUUCUUUGGGACAGUGAUGACCUAUUCCCCAAAAACGACUAACAACGAUGGAUCUAUCACGGUGGUCAUUCGCUAUAAGAUGAACUUCCACUCAUGCAGUGAUUCUGCCUCGUGGACCUGCUCCAUUGGGAAUUCUUGUGGGAAUGAGAGUCCUCUCGAGCUGAACAAGGUCUACAUGGAGAGCAGUGGAGAGUGGUGUCAGACAGAGGGAAUCAUGACUCGGCAGGUUCCCAGCAACGCUCCAUUUCAGCUUAUCUUAGACGGUUUUAACUGGAUAGACUUCAUCAGGAAUGGCAUCUCAGCGUGGAGAGCUGUGACUCUGGUGGAACUGAGGAACCGGUCGGACACCGGCCAAGCCAACAGAUCACCCCAGACAACCAUACUGCCAGCUGUGAGGGUUCCUUCAAACUGUCAGAGAGAUUUCAACCUGUUGGCGUUUGACCCUGACGGAGACGAGGUGAGAUGCAGAUAUGGAAACACAUCACUGUCGGAGUGUAACCCCUGCACGCCGCCCUCCGUUCUCAACCUCUCGUCAUCUUGUUCGUUGUCAUUCAGCCCCAGCAGUAGCAGUGAUCAAGGCCCAUAUGCCGUGCAGCUGGUGAUGGAGGACUUUCCCAGGCAGACUAUCACCUUGAUUCAAGCUGACUCUCUCUGGGAGAGAACUACCAUCAUCGCACUCAGCAAACUACCUGUCCAGUUUGUUUUAAAAGUGGACCCUGAGGUGCCAUCCUGCACGGAGGGACUCUAUCUGCCCAAAUUCCUGCCUCCAACCCCAGCCAACAGAGCUCAGCUGUAUACCUCUGUCAAUCAGACCCUGGAAAUCAACAUCAGUGCAGAGGCAAAUGUCUCCACGAUCUCUGAGCUGCUGUUCAGUGGGCCGUACAACGUAAACCAGACUACAUCAGGAACAGGAAGGUUCAUCCUGAGGUGGACGCCGUCUAAGGGAGAAGAUGGAGAAAGCCACCCCAUCUGCUUUGUCGUCCAAGCUGUUCUCAAUUCAACAAAGUAUCACUCGGAGCUCCGUUGUCUCAUUGUAAGCGUUGGAAACGAACCAUCAUCAAAUGCAACUGCAACCCCACAAGUUCCAACCACUAGUCCAGCAACUACUAUGAAAACCCCAGCAGCAUCCAAUCAGAGCGUCGUAGGUCUGAGAGUGAGAAUUUCCUCUUUGUCUCCGAUGUCUGAUGACAACAUCAGGAACAUCGUCAUCCAGCAGCUUAAAGAUGAACUGGAGAGACGAGGGAUCCCAUUAAACUUCACUCUGGGCUCUGUGGGGAGGGUGUGAGUGGGAGUUACAACCCACAGUGACCCGCUGGUUCAACGUGAUCAUUUAGGGACUCCUCACUGCCUGGACAAUUUUGUUUUCAAUUGCCUGCCGGAGUUUAAAAAUGAUGAUGUCAGCUUUUCCACUGCAGAAAAUAUACAUUUUAAUUACAGUUGAUCAUCACGCUUCAUUUUAUAGGGGAAAAGGUGCAUAAAAAAACUUGUGCAGGUCACAAGUUUUCAGAUUUAGAGUAAUAGUACAGUAUAGUACAAUAUACGUUUACUUGAAGGGAUAUACAUAAGAGUGACAUAACACUGUCAUGAACAUGUCAUAAACAUUAUUAACAAGUAAAC
Molecule: messenger RNA, 1693 nt
Organism: Perca fluviatilis (European perch)
Lineage: Eukaryota; Metazoa; Chordata; Actinopteri; Perciformes; Percidae
Exons: 11
Coding region: 21-1361 (446 amino acids)
Source: RefSeq, a predicted model, not a curated record